Molecule: messenger RNA, 1184 nt
Organism: Canariomyces notabilis
Lineage: Eukaryota; Fungi; Ascomycota; Sordariomycetes; Sordariales; Chaetomiaceae
Product: mitochondrial carrier
Exons: 2
Coding region: 221-1060 (279 amino acids)
Source: RefSeq, a predicted model, not a curated record
UAGUCGCACAAUAGCACGCGAGCUCGACCACGGUCGCAAUGUCGACAACAGUUGGGUAGGUGCCCUUCCGAAGCUCCCCGCACAUCCAUCGGGCAGGCGCUUGUGGCCAGAAAGAGACGUCUGACAUGUCUUCCAUCGCACAAGCGCCUUCAUCGCGGGCGGCAUCGCUGCGUGCGGCGCCGUAACGGCCACGCAUCCGUUCGAGACGGUCAAGAUCCGCAUGCAGCUACAGGGCGAGCUCCAGGACAAGGGCCACCAACCACACCACUACCGCGGCCCCUUGCACGGCGUCUCUGUCAUUGUCAGGAACGAGGGGCUGCGCGGCAUCUAUCGCGGUAUCGGGUGCGCCUACAUAUACCAGGUGCUGCUGAACGGCUGCCGGUUGGGCUUCUACGAACCUAUGCGCAACACGCUAGCGACGCUCAUAUUCAAGGACGGCAAGACGCAGAACCUGGGCAUCAACAUGUUUUGCGGCGCCGCGUCGGGCGUCAUGGGCGCCGCCGCCGGCAGCCCCUUCUUCCUGGUCAAGACACGUCUGCAGAGCUACUCGCCCUUCUUACCCGUCGGCACCCAACACCAGUACCGGAACGCGUGGGACGGACUCCGGCAGAUUUACGGGGCCGAGGGGGUGCGGGGCCUGUACCGCGGCGUUGGGGCGGCCAUGAUCCGGACCGGGUUUGGGAGCUCGGUGCAGCUGCCCACGUACUUCUUCGCGAAGCGCCGGUUAAUGCGGCAUCUGGGCAUGGAGGAGGGCCUCGCUCUCCACCUCGCCAGCAGUACGGCCAGCGGCUUUGUAGUCUGCGUUGUCAUGCACCCGCCAGACACCAUCAUGUCCCGCUUGUACAACCAAAACGGCAACCUUUACAAGGGUGUCUUUGAUUGCCUGGCAAAGACGAUCCGGACAGAGGGCUUCUUUGCCAUUUACAAGGGCGUCGUGCCGCAUCUCGCCAGAAUCCUGCCGCAUACCAUCUUGACACUCACCCUUGCGGAGCAGACGAACAAGCUCAUCAGAAGGGUGGAGGAGCGGUUUUUACCCAGCACGUCUUUAAAGACAAUAUAAUUUAUUUUAACCACAUCAACUGGCGUUGGGUAUGAAAAGGGCAAUUAGCGUUUAGUCCUUCUUUGGCAUUGUAUAUACCGGGGUCACAUACAAGAUGCCUAUGUUAGAGAGCAGGCGGGAGUAG